Molecule: messenger RNA, 487 nt
Organism: Prunus avium (sweet cherry)
Lineage: Eukaryota; Viridiplantae; Streptophyta; Magnoliopsida; Rosales; Rosaceae
Source: RefSeq, a predicted model, not a curated record
GCUAUUCCUGAGAAGAAAGCUGUCUAAUCUGCAAUGGAUAGCAAUUGUUUUAUUAGCUGUUGGAACAACCACAAGCCAGGUUAAAGGUUGUGGAGAAGCGUCCUGUGAUUCUAUGUUCUCAGCACCAAUCCAAGGAUAUAUGCUGGGUAUCCUAUCCGCUUGUAUGUCAGCAUUAGCAGGUGUUUACACAGAGUUUCUGAUGAAGAAGAACAAUGAUAGCUUGUUUGGUGUGAUUUUCAACAUAGCACGGCUUCUCUUCGAUGAUUUCAGGGGUGGAUUUGAGAAUGGACCUUGGUGGCAACGCCUUUUCAAUGGAUAUAAUCUUACAACUUGGUUGGUAGUGUUAAAUCUUGGAUCUACUGGCUUACUUGUUUCAUGGUUGAUGAAGUAUGCUGACAAUAUUGUGAAGGUGUAUUCCACCUCAAUGGCAAUGCUGCUGACAAUGGUUUUAUCUGUGUACCUUUUCACUUUCAAGCCCACAUUGCAG